Paramecium tetraurelia is the source of this 1680-nucleotide messenger RNA. RefSeq lists its product as uncharacterized. The transcript is spliced from 8 exons. Lineage: Eukaryota; Ciliophora; Oligohymenophorea; Peniculida; Parameciidae. The record is from RefSeq and is a predicted model, not a curated record.
AUGUCAUAUUAUAUCAGACCAAAGUUGAAUCGUCCCUAAACUACUUCCAAUCAUAAUAGACCAUUAGAUAAUAGUGCAAUCAGGGAUAGUAGAUUAGUAAAAUAAUACACUACUCCCAAAAUGGGCAGAGAGAAGGAAAAUCUAUAUGACGAGAAUAUAAAAUUGAAGUCUCAACUAAAUGAAUUAACAUAGCAGUUACUUUAUGCAAGAUCCAAAAUUCAGCAAUUAGAAAGGGAAUUGCAAAGAUUCGAGAACUUAAUUGAGGACUCUAUUAAACCUGAAACCUCGCAGUAGAAAGUUUAAAUUGAGCGAUAUGGUUUAAUUAUGAAGAUGAAAACUAAAUAAAAAUAAUUGCUUUUAGAGUUAUAGAAUAAAACUAAAGAAUUAACUGAAUUAAAGAGAACCAUGAGAUUCACAAAUUAUUAGGAGUUAGAAAUAGAAUUGAAGAAUUACAUUGAUGAAACCUUAAGAUUACGAUAAAAGUUGGAAUAUAAUGAAUAAAUGAUAGCGAUAUAAUCAUCAGCAGAGCCUUUAGAAAAGUAAAUUCUGCAUUUGGAGAAGACAAUCAAAGUACUCUAGAGGGACAAUCUGGAAUUAAAUUCAAAGCAGUUAAAUAAUGAUAUUAUCACUUCUAAGUUAUAAAUCCAAUUGGAUGAGAAUUUAAAGUAGAAUGAGAAAUAAUUAAAUGAAAUCAUUCGUUAUGAAUAGAUGGUGAAAGAAUUAAAUGAAUAUAACAGAUAAUGCAAUGACUUUAUAUCCUAAUUAUAAUUUUAAAAUAAGGUGUAGGUGUAGAGUCAAUAGAACACAACAUCUGAAGAACUAUUUAAGGUUCAAUCCUAAUUAGAGAUGUUAUAGAAUAAAUAUUCAUAGGACAUGGAUCUCAAGAGUUAAGAAAUUCGUUCAUUAAAAACUGAAGUUCAGAGAUUGAAUCUUCACAUAUAGGAGUUGGAGAAGGUUAUUGAGAAUUAAGAGGAUAAGAUCAGAGAAAUAGAGUGUUCAGUAUACUCUCCAGUUUCUCGUGUAGGAAAUGCUGAAUCACCAUUAUAAAAUGGAUUUAAAAUAAUGCAGAUUGAAAUGAAGUCUUAGGUAAUGAAGAAAAAGCUGCCUCGAGUUCAAUUGUCAGAUAUUAGAGAAAUUAGUAUGAAACUGAGGUUAAAUCUGGUUAAACACAAAGUACAAUAUUAGGACAUAGAGAAAUACUUUAAUGAUUCGGAAGAAUUGAGUAUUCAUUAGGUGAAGAAUAUAUUGCAUAAACCUCCCUUUGAGAUUCAUGAUCCUUAAUAGAUUAGAUUGUUGAGUAGAUAUUUAGUAGAGGAUAAUUCUGAAGAUUAUUUAAUUUAUGAUUAGGAUAGAACAAAUCAAACAACAAUAAUAAAGUCGGUUAUGAAGAGGAUAGUUGGGAAGUAUGAAAUAUUAUAAAAUGAGGAGGAACAAUCCAUUUUAUAAUCUAUCAAAUAAAAAUUGAACCCUUCAUUAAUAGAAACUAUUUAAAUGAUGCUAACAAAAAAGAAGAAUCUCUAACCUGGGACUUGCGAAUAGAGCGAUUUGGAUCAAGCUUUGAAAUUCCAUGAAAUACAAUUCACUCACAGAGAACAAGAGAGAUUCAACUUGAUUUGUUUUGAAGUUUCGAAUUCUUUGGAUAUCAUUCAUUAUGAAAAAUUACUUACUUACCCAAAAUGA